Vitis riparia (riverbank grape) is the source of this 1064-nucleotide messenger RNA. RefSeq names its product cell wall / vacuolar inhibitor of fructosidase 2. Gene Ontology annotation, molecular function: enzyme inhibitor activity. The coding region runs from base 227 to 775 and encodes 182 amino acids. The transcript has a single exon. Lineage: Eukaryota; Viridiplantae; Streptophyta; Magnoliopsida; Vitales; Vitaceae. Gene Ontology annotation, biological process: negative regulation of catalytic activity. The record is from RefSeq and is a predicted model, not a curated record.
AAGCCAAACGUUUCUAUCGAGGGAAGCAACCAAAAACAACUCAUUCCGCAGAUCAAUAGUGACCAUGUCAAUGUAAGUCAAACGGCCUAUAGAUAUCAACCAUGGGAACAGUAAAGGAAGGCACUAUCAUCUCUAGACUCCCCCCGUCCUUAGCGUCUCUGCAUCUCUUGAAGCAAAGCUGAUUUUUAUCCCCCGUCUGUUCAAAAACUUGGGCACAAUACCUCUCAUGGGUUCUACUGGUUUGUUGUUCCUCUUUCUUCUCAUGUCGCUCCUUCAGUUAUUUCAUCCCCAGUUUGUUCUUGUGAGCGGUGACUAUGACUUGAUCCAGAAAACUUGUAGAAGCACCAAAUACUACGACCUUUGCAUCUCAUCCCUCAAAUCUGAUCCCAACAGCCCCAAUGCCGACACCAAGGGAUUGGCGAUGAUUAUGGUUGGAAUUGGAGAGGCUAAUGCCACUGCCAUUUCCUCUUACUUGUCCUCCCAAUUGGUCGGCUCUGCUAAUGAUUCAUCAAUGAAGAAGAUCCUUAAGGAAUGCGUCAACAGGUACAACUAUUCUAGCGAUGCGCUCCAAGCUUCGCUCCAAGCUUUGACCAUGGAGGCUUAUGACUAUGCUUACGUGCAUGUUAUAGCAGCCGCAGAUUAUCCCAAUGCCUGCCGCAAUUCUUUUAAAAGGUGCCCAAGAUUGCCUUAUCCACCGGAACUCGGGCCAAGAGAAGAUGUUUUGAAGCAUCUGUGUGAUGUGGUCUUGGGAAUUAUUGAUCUUCUUGAUUGGUAAUGGUCUCCCCUUUGCUUCAUUCUUGGUGUUUAAUCAACAUAUUGCAGACUUCCAAAAAUAUUCGUUGUGUUUCUUUGAUCUUUGUACAAUGACUUCCACCUUGUCUUUGAAGCCAAACCGUGCUUUGUAACUGUAGCGUUUGAUAAGCUUAAAGCUUAUAUAACUUUAUUUGUCUGCAAUAAGUCUCCCACUCAGGCUGAUUAUGCUACCAAAAAGUAUACCGGCCAGCUGGGUUGUGAUUUCAGAAAUCUCCCACUAUGGAAAAUAGUGUUUGUGGCAUUUAUAUAUA